CUGCCCUUGUAAUGAUGAUGGGAGUGUCCUGUUGGAUGCUGAGCCUCUAUAACAUCGCAGUCCAUAGUAUUCAGACACAGUUGGGGUGCUCUUUCGUGGGAAUUAAAGCAGAAUUGGAUCACAACUAACAGGAUUUUAUAUGGAAACUUUGUGUUCACCAUUUGUGGAAGAAACAAGCUUUGCCAGAACAGAGGAUGAAGAUGAGGCUGAAGAAAAUGAAGAGGAGGAUAAAGAUGAUGCACAAACAGAGGAAUCAGCUGACAGGAAGCAACGACCGACAGCCUUUCUGCCGUGUUUUUACAGCAGAAUGGGCAAAGAGGUGUACAGCUACGCUGGCCAUGAGAUUGUUAUCGAAGAGGGUCUUGACUCAUUUGCAGGCAUGAUAUGGCCUGGGGCUUUGGCUCUCUGUCACUACCUUGAAACUCACCGUGACCAGCUGAAUCUUGUGGACAAAACUGUCCUGGAGAUUGGAGCAGGAACUGGUCUUGUGUCUGUGGUAGCGACACUUCUCGGUGGUUGGGUCACAGCGACAGACCUUCCAGAGGUUUUGAGUAACACUAGAGCCAACCUGUGCAGGAACACCAGGGGUCUCUGCCGACAUGCACCCCAGGUGACACCUCUGUCCUGGGGCUAUGAUCUGGAGAGCACCUACCCUUCGUCCGUCUACAGGUAUGACUACAUCCUUGCAGCCGAAGUGGUUUAUCAUCAUGACUUUAUGGAUGAGCUCUUGGUCACCAUGAAGCAUUUCUGCAAACCUGGAACAACACUGAUCUGGGCCAACAAGGUCCGACUUGAGUCCGAUCUAGUGUUCACGGAGAACUUUAAGAAAGCCUUCCACACAAGUCUACUGGUCGAAGAAGGAGAGAUGAAGAUCUUCAUGGCAACUAGUAGGGAAGGAGAUGAUGAAGUAGAUCAGGGACUGGAAAUCCAAGAUCUGUUGGGAGAAGAAGAUGGAAAGACUGUGGAGGAAGAAAGCCACAAAGACAAGGGUGAAGACAAACCCUCCUGUGCCUGUACAGAGGUGAGAGCUGAUAUACUGGACAAUUACAAUGAGGAGGAGUGGGAAGAAGACGAAGAGUUUGAAAGUGAUGAGGAGGAAGAGGAAAUUGUGACCUCCAAAGAUGAUGAAACAGAUGAGCAAAAUGAGACUGUUGCAAGCAAUGACAACAUUUCUGAACAGGAGUCUUCGGACCAGACAGUUGUAAGGCAGAAAUGGGUUCCAAACAUCAUUUUCCGCGUUAACAAAGACAUCUACCAUUACGUAGGGCAGGACAUCGUCAUUUAUGAAUCCAUAGAUUCAUUUGGAGCAAUGAUGUGGCCAGCUGCGUUGGCUUUGUGCUCCUUCCUUGACAACAACAGGGACACAGUGGACCUGCGAGGGAAGGGGGUGCUGGAACUGGGAUCAGGAACAGGAUUGGUAGCUAUUGUGGCCAGUCUACUGGGAGCUUCAGUCACAGCCACAGACCUUCCAGAGAUAUUAGGGAACCUUCAAGCCAACUUAAUGAGGAACACCAGGGGUCUCUGCAGACACACACCCCAAGUGGCACCUUUGUCCUGGGGCUAUGACCUGGAGAGCACCUACCCUUCGUCUGUCUACAGGUAUGACUACGUCCUGGCAGCCGACGUGGUUUACCAUCAUGACUUCCUGGAUGAGCUCUUGGUCACCAUGAAGCAUUUCUGCAAACCAGGAACAACACUGAUCUGGGCCAACAAGGUCCGACUUGAGUCCGAUCUAGUGUUCACGGAGAACUUUAAGAAAGCCUUCCACACAAGUCUACUGGUCGAAGAAGGAGAGAUGAAGAUCUUCAUGGCAAUGAGUAGGGAAGGAGAUGAAGGUGACCGGAACAGACUGAGUAGGCCUACAGGAUGCAGGCUCAAAGCCUAAGGAGGUUUAAAGGACUUAAUGUUGAACCUUUCUUUGUGAUUCAGUUUUUUCAAAUGUCGUCAGAUACCCACUAACUUUGUUAAAGGUUGGCAAACAUGCAAGAAGAUCAGUUUACAAAUGUUUUGCUCGAGACUCAGUAUGGAAGACAUGUUUAGGUCAAAGAUUGUUGGCUUCAGUAACCUGAAGAAACGUUUAAAUGUCAGCUUAGUAUCAAAAUAUUUAGAAUAGUGGUCUUGGCAAGCUUUACUUUGGCAACCAGAUGCCACUUUACAAACUUAACAUGACCUGUUGUAUUUUCUUUACGACAGAAGUUGUUUUACUAGAAACAAACAUUUGAGUUCAUCCUGAAGUGAAUUUGCUGGCAUGUCUUAAAUGAUUUCCACUUGUGAAUUACAGAAUUGAUUGGAAAUAGCCUUAAAAUCUAGAUUGAUAAGCAUCAACAGAUGCUUCUUUAAAGUCAAUGUAGUUUCCAUGUUCACGUUGUGUUAACACACAUCUGUAUCCUCCAAACAUCCAGACCUUCUGCUCUUAUAGGAGGUGGUCAGACUUGCUGGGUAUCAGAUAAAUAGGAGAAUAUACUUCCCCUUUUCCGGUUAAAUCUUAUUGAAGAUGCAAUGGUCUAGUUGCAAUAAUGAAGCUCACUGUACUGGGGAAACCUAUUAUAGAAAUCCUUGUCUAUUUGGAGGUUCAAUGCCUUUUUGUUUAACAAACUACUUUUAAUGGCUCAAGCUAUGUGGACAAUGUGAAUUCUUCUCGUCUUUUAUAUUUUUCAGACUCGUAAUACAGAAAAGUGACAUGUGAGCCCGUUUUAAAUAUUUUUAUUCAGUGAACUUUCUUGUUUGUGACUUUUCUUGUGAGCACAAAAUAGUUUAACAGUGGCUCAGGUCUUUCCCACAUGAUCCAGAAAGGAUAUAAAAUGAUAUAGAGAAUACAGCUUUAACUCAUAACAUUCUGUGAUGAAAUAGCAUUUGAUAGAUUUUUAUGGCUAUAAAUAUAAACAACAUCCACAGCAUCCAUAGCAAGCAUUCGUGAAGUUCUUAUGAACACCAGAGGAGCAACGGCAAUAGAUAUGUUUGGUGUCAGAGGUCGAAGGUGAAGUCUUGUGGUGAAAACUUAAGGCCAUUUUUGGAGAGACUGUAAUUGGCAACGCAUACUGUUGUGCACAGCAUAUGUUCAAACAGGAAACUCAAUGAAAAGGGAUAUUAAUAAAGAGGCUAACUCUCGCAAAGGAUUCCUUCCAAGAGCUAGAAGUGGUCUAUGCUGCGAAUAAUGCAGAAAGUGAAACUGUUUCAAGCUAAACAGAAACGCAAGAAUCUCGCGCCACUGAUUCACCAUCAGACUCCAGAAGACAAGAGGCCCUAAAAGCAGAUACUUUACAUUCUUAGGCAUCAACUUUCCAGCCAGUGUGCUAAAAACAAUGAAAGAUAAAACCAAAGCCUUUAUUUAUACUACUAGUUUUAAAAAAAAAA
This is a messenger RNA of Xiphophorus hellerii (green swordtail), 3354 nucleotides long. RefSeq names its product methyltransferase 21C, AARS1 lysine a (gene mettl21ca). NCBI's taxonomy places the organism in Eukaryota, Metazoa, Chordata, Actinopteri, Cyprinodontiformes, Poeciliidae. The record is from RefSeq and is a predicted model, not a curated record. Bases 140 to 1885 code for a protein of 581 amino acids. The transcript is spliced from 8 exons.